Blepharisma stoltei is the source of this 735-nucleotide messenger RNA. NCBI's taxonomy places the organism in Eukaryota, Ciliophora, Heterotrichea, Heterotrichida, Blepharismidae. The record is from the annotation of a GenBank genome assembly.
AUGGCAAUCAAAAAAUCUUCCCUAGAUCUCAACUCUCUCCCAGCCAGUUUUCUUAGAGUCUUAAAAGAAGAAGACAUUCGAAGAUGCACAAGAGUUUACAACGUUGAAGAACAAGAAGAAAUAAAACCCUUCAAGAGGCCAGCAGAAGUCGAAAUAAGCCCUGAGCCUUUAAAGAAAAUCCACUCAGCGAUUUCAGCUUGUUCUUAUGAUGUCCCUGACUUUGCAUCCAGAUGUCUUGAAGAUUUAAACGAAAUUUUUAGAGGAAAAAUCAUGCCUCCCCCUUCUCCUCCACCUGCAGACAUCCCUCAAGUCGAUUCGAUAAUAGAAAAACCAAUAGAAAACGAUGAAGAAGAGCCUGAAUGGCCUGAAAUAAAAAAUGAUCAAGAAUAUUUGCAUCCUUUAUUGCAGCUGGCAAUUGAGCUGGACAAGGCUACAAAGUUUUCGAUGGCUCAGAUGAAGAUUGUUGAGAAAUAUCAAGUGCCUUUCUUUCGUAACCAAGAUAAAAAUAACAAAAAAUUCGAAAAAAGGAGAGAUAGAGGGAGAUCUAAGAAUGCUUUCGAUAUAAGCGUGAUGCUAGCUGAGCUUCCAAAGGAAGAAAAAGCACUGAUAUUUAGGAAAUAUGUGAUUAAAAGGGUGAAUAUUGGAUAUUCACAGAGAAAAAUCGCAUAUGAACAGUAUAUUGAAAAUAUGACGAACCAAAAAAUAGAAAAGAAAGAAAUUGUAAGCGCCACUUAA